AUGAGGCGCGGCGAGCGCAGGAGCCACGCGGGGGGCCCCGGCAAGGCGGCGCUGGAGGAGCCGCCUCAGCCCAACGGCGGCGCGCCUCCCGUCGCGGGGGGGACCCCCGGGCUCCGCGGAGACCCCCCGGCGGCCGGCCCCGAGGCUCGCCGCAGCACCGAGUCCGAGGUGUACGACGACGGGACCAACACUUUCUUCUGGCAAGCACACACCUUAACAGUCCUGUUUAUCCUUACGUGUACCCUGGGAUAUGUGACCUUGCUUGAAGAAACCCCACAGGAUACAGCCUACAACACAAAAAGAGGUAUUGUUGCCAGCAUUUUAGUCUUUUUGUGUUUUGGAGUCACCCAGGCUAAAGAUGGGCCAUUUUCAAGACCUCAUCCAGCCUACUGGAGGUUUUGGCUAUGUGUCAGUGUUGUAUAUGAGCUUUUCCUCAUCUUCAUACUCUUUCAGACCGUACAAGAUGGAAGACAAUUCAUGAAAUUCAUCGAUCCAAAGUUAGGAGUUCCCUUGCCAGAAAGAGACUAUGGUGGAAAUUGCCUUAUAUAUGACCCAGGCAAUGAGACUGAUCCAUUUCAUAAUGUCUGGGACAAGCUGGAUGGCUUUGUUCCCGCUCAUUUCCUUGGCUGGUAUAUAAAGACGCUUAUGAUUCGUGAUUGGUGGAUGUGCAUGAUCAUCAGUGUAAUGUUUGAAUUUCUGGAGUACAGUCUAGAACAUCAGCUUCCAAACUUCAGUGAAUGUUGGUGGGACCAUUGGAUUAUGGAUGUAGUCUUAUGCAAUGGACUUGGCAUUUACUGUGGAAUGAAGACUUUAGGGUGGCUUUCCUUGAAAACAUAUAAAUGGCAAGGGCUUUGGAACAUUCCCACUUAUAAGGGUAAAAUGAAGAGAAUUGCCUUCCAGUUCACACCAUACAGUUGGGUUAAAUUUGAGUGGAAACCAGCAUCCAGCCUUCGCAGAUGGCUAGCAGUCUGUGGUAUUAUGUUUGUAUUUUUAUUGGCAGAGCUGAACACUUUUUACUUGAAGUUUGUCCUCUGGAUGCCUCCAGAACACUACUUGGUCCUGCUGCGACUUGUCUUUUUUGUGAACGUGGGUGGUGUAGCCAUGAGAGAAAUCUAUGACUUCAUGGAUGACCCGAAGUUCCAUAAGAAGUUGGGUCAGCAGGCUUGGCUGGUUGCUGCUAUCACGGCCACAGAAUUCCUUAUUGUGGUAAAAUACGAUCCGUACACCUUAAUGUUGUCACUUCCUUUCUACAUUACUCAGUGCUGGAUCCUUGGAAUCAUGCUUGUGCUCAUAUGGACAGUAUGGCGCUUCUUCAUUCGUGAUAUCACCUUGCGGUACAAAGAGAUAAGAAGGCAAAAAGAGGAACACAAGUACAAGAAGGACAAGUGUCUGCGCAAUGGGGAUGGACAUUCUGCUUUGGCAGAUGAGCACAAUGGGAAUAAAUUGAGAGAGAAAAAACUUUGAACUUGAGUAACAAAUUAAGGGCUAAGUGGAUUAUUUUACUGAAGUCAGUGUAACUUGACUUGCAAGUUUAACCCUACCUAAUUUUGUAAGUUUCAAUGUUUUCUCGUAUGUGGAGAAUCGAGUUGGGAAAGAUGCCACCUAAUCUUGUUCGCAGAAGAAGUUUACAG
Molecule: messenger RNA, 1631 nt
Organism: Euleptes europaea (tarantolino)
Lineage: Eukaryota; Metazoa; Chordata; Lepidosauria; Squamata; Sphaerodactylidae
Gene: PTDSS2
Product: phosphatidylserine synthase 2
Exons: 12
Coding region: 1-1464 (487 amino acids)
Biological process (GO): phosphatidylserine biosynthetic process
Molecular function (GO): L-serine-phosphatidylethanolamine phosphatidyltransferase activity
Source: RefSeq, a predicted model, not a curated record